AUUUCAACCGAUUUUUAUGGUGUUAAAAGCUAUGGUUAAAAGUGAUCAAUAAAUGUUAAUUUGAUUAUAAAGACAGAAAUAUAAUUUGUUAUUAAAAGAAGUAAUUGCAGACCCAUCACGACAUAGUAAACAAAGACUAGCAAAAACUCGAAAUAAAAUUCACAUUAAAAUUCAACACAGCUAGCAAUUUGUAUCGCUGUAUGAUAAAGAGUCUUAUAAAUAGAAGAAGAUUUACAUAAUAAUGCUAUGAGGUAGGUACACAGUUUUCCGCCAUUUUGGCAUGUAUAAAUACCUAAUUACACAUCUCGAUGUGAUGCGUUUUUCCGGCAUUAUUCAUCUAUACAUAAUCUACACAUCUAACUACAUAUUAUUUAGGGUAUCUACUAGAUGCCCUAAAUAACUAGUUUAGACAAAUUUUGCAAACUAAUCUUUAUAGGUUUUAUCACUGCUAAAUGUUGGCCAGGGUCACGCUUCAAGAAGAUUGUAGAUUUUGGCAAAAUAAAUGUUAGUUCAUUUCUGUGAUAUAUACCUACUUGGCAACACGUUGGCCAUGAAGUAGAACUAAUGGACUGUAUUGUAAAUAAAUACCGGUUAUGUAAUACCGUUCUAAAUAACAACAGUGUUAACGCACUUAUGGUUUAUUUAUUAUUUUCACGUUCAUCUCUGAGACGGAGACCUGUUUGAUUGGGUUUAAGUUUAACUCAUUCAACUAGAAAAAGGAUUAGGUAUUAUUUAGCAUCGGAGUGUUAAGUUUUUAUCUUAUUUGUGCAGAUUUAGCAACAUUGUUGCAUGUUUGUAUGAAUGUCAGUGCUAUUAGUUUACCUGUGUCGGUGGGAUUAUUAAUUUAUUAAUAAUGUUGUGGACGAUAACGAUAUACGCGAAGCAAAUCCUCAUUGCGCUUGUCGCAUGUUUGGGCCAGAUCAUGUUCGGGUACGCAGCAGGCUGGCCAUCACCAGUCAUCUCCAAGCUAAAUGACCCUGAGCAGUUCCCCCAAACACCGAGUCUAUCACAGACGAACUGGAUCGUUUCUAUACUUUUAAUUGGGAGCUUUGUAGGCACAGUAAUAUCUGGCCCUCUGUCCAAUGUGGUGGGUCGGAAGCCGUGCCUCAUCAUGGGAGCGGCGACGGGAAUGGUAUCGUUCCUCUUACUAGCGCUGAUCAAGAAUCCAGGGGCUGUGAUCGCCUUUAGGUUCAUAUUGGGCGCUGGCAUCAGUGUGGUGUUCGGAAUCAACUUGGUGUAUAUUGGGGAGAUUGCGGCAACAGAAGUCCGGGGCAUGCUGCUAGGAUGCACAGGGAUUUUCAACAGUCUAGGUUUCUUAUUAGUCUACUCUGUGGGCACCUAUGUGUCUUACGAGAUGGUUAACUACAUAGGAAUGAUCGUGGGAGCUGUUUUUAUAUGCGGUAUAUUUUUUAUGCCAGAGACACCUAUUUUCCAUAUUAUAAAGGACAGGGAAGAAGAUGCCAGAUCAACAUUCCUGGCUCUAAACAGGAAAGAAGAUGCGGAGAAAAUAUCAGAAAUGAAAAUGGAAUUAGAAGAGAACAGAAAGUCGAACCCAUGGAAGACGCUGCUCCAAGUGAAGUGCAACAGAAAGGCGCUUAUCUUAACGUCUUUUCUGUACCUUUUGCAGCAGACGGCUGGUGUCAGCGCCAUGUUGACUUACACUACGUUGAUUUUCGAAAUUGCAGGGUCGUCAAUCACUCCGUACAUAGCCACGAUCAUCGUGGGGGCAGUCAACGUGUUGUCAGGGUGCAUAACGCCUUUGUUUGUAGAGAGGUUUGGAAGGCGACCGCUGCUGCUCACCUCUACGUUUGUAUGCGGGCUGGCCUUGAUGAUCCUGUCAGUAUACAUAUACCUGUAUAACAUUGGAAACCCAGUGGCCCUCGACAUCAGAUGGCUGCCGUUACCAGUUUUUAUCAUAUACUGCAUAUCAAAUAGCUUUGGGUUCCUAGUGCUUCCAGGAGCUUUAGUAGGAGAGAUGUUCCAGCUCAACGUUCGUGGAGUAGGAUCGUCUAUAGCCGUUUGCGUCUGCUGGCUCGCAGGGUUCAGCACAGUCACUGCCUUCGCCUACAUCAUAGCUGGAACAGGCACCCAUGUAGCCUUUGCCAUCUUCAGCGCAUCUUGCGGCAUAGCGUUCCUCUUCACGCUAAUCUGCAUACCAGAAACCAAAGGGAAGAGCCUUAUUGAAGUCCAGAAAAUGCUAAGUUAGGUUUAGAUUGUAAGGGAAUUUAUGAAAUUAUUUGUUUUUACUGUGAUGUGUAAAUAAAGGGAAUAACCACUUUUUUACUUGU
Messenger RNA from Ostrinia nubilalis (European corn borer), 2288 nucleotides. Its product is annotated as facilitated trehalose transporter Tret1-like. Gene Ontology annotation, cellular component: membrane. Lineage: Eukaryota; Metazoa; Arthropoda; Insecta; Lepidoptera; Crambidae. Gene Ontology annotation, molecular function: transmembrane transporter activity. The record is from RefSeq and is a predicted model, not a curated record. Bases 854 to 2206 code for a protein of 450 amino acids. Gene Ontology annotation, biological process: transmembrane transport. The transcript is spliced from 8 exons.